AUGAACCUGCACUCAGCUCAGAGUGAGUAUCUCUGCCACCCGGGUGAUUCGAACUGCACGACCGUGUUUAAGGAAUCCCUAAGUGCUGAGAGCUACAAGAUGCAGCAUGGACCAUCCCAUGGGCCAACCCCCAUCCACCAUCAUGAACUUGCGCGCCUGUUUCCUCCUGUGGAGAUCCCGGAUCACGCUCACUACAUUAUUGGGUCGGUCAUUCUCAUAGUGGGGAUUACAGGUGUAAUAGGAAAUGCGCUGGUCAUUUACGUGUUCUGUCGCAGCCACUCACUACGUACACGAGGCAACAUGUUGGUGGUCAACCUGGCUGUGUCUGACUUCUUCAUGUCGCUCACACAGUCACCUGUGUUCUUUGUGGCCAGCCUGCACCAGCGUUGGGUUUUCGGAGAGCUUGCAUGUGAACUGUAUGCCUUCUGUGGUGGCCUCUUUGGGAUCUGCUCCAUGAUGACUCUAACAGCUAUAGCCGUCGAUCGCUGCCUCGCCAUAACCCGGCCUUUUGCGUUGCUAGGACAAGUCAGUCAAAGCAGAGCUGGUACAGUUUUAGCCCUGCUGUGGCUCUAUGCUCUGGGCUGGAGUAUACCACCUUUCUUUGGAUGGAGUGCUUAUGUUCCAGAGGGUCUCCAGACCUCCUGUUCUUGGGACUACAUGUCUUUCACGCCAUCGGUGCGCACCUACACCAUUCUUUUGUUCAUGUUUGUCUUCUUCAUCCCUCUGAGCAUUAUUGGUGCCUGUUACUUUGCCAUGUUCCAAGCCAUUCGAAAAACACGGAGAGAGGUCAGACAGCUUGACUCCAGUGAGACACAUAAGGUGCUCGAAUGCAUCAAGACCGAAUGGAAAAUGGCGAAAGUGGCCCUCUUGGUCAUCUUACUAUUUGUGAUUUCCUGGUCACCAUACUCUGUGGUGGCUCUCACAGCCACAGCUGGCUAUGCCCAUGUCCUCACUCCUUAUAUGAACUCCAUCCCUGCAGUACUCGCCAAGGCCUCUGCCAUCCACAACCCCAUAAUCUAUGCUAUUACACACCCUAAAUACCGACAAGCCAUUGUGCGCUAUGUUCCUCUUCUUCGCCCUAUCCUGUGUGUUGGAACGAAUAAGCGCUCAUCCUCUGUCUCGAGCAGUGGUACCUCUUCUCAUCAGACAGCCCUAACCAGCCAGCAUCCCCUGGGCGUCUGGAUUGGCAAUGCCACGCGUGUUAACUGCCACUGGCGGAAGACACGGCUGUCGUCUGCUUCUGAUACAGAGUCCUGCUGGACAGACAGUGAGGCUGAUGGCUCCAGUGCCAACUCGCUGCCUUUCGCCAGACGUGUGUCGACAGAGAUCUCUUCAGAUACUGCCAUCCCUCCAGAGCAGGCUGGCAUGAGCACAGGAAUUGGGCAGAAAAUGGUCAAAGCUGACAGAGUUAGUAGCAUGCCUGUGCCUUCCAUUAUUCUGGAACCAGAGGGAGGAUUGCUUUCUGAUGGUAAAACUUUUCUCCUAUCAGAUAACUGA
Messenger RNA from Neoarius graeffei (lesser salmon catfish), 1497 nucleotides. RefSeq names its product opsin 4.1 (gene opn4.1). The transcript has a single exon. Gene Ontology annotation, biological process: G protein-coupled receptor signaling pathway. NCBI's taxonomy places the organism in Eukaryota, Metazoa, Chordata, Actinopteri, Siluriformes, Ariidae. Gene Ontology annotation, molecular function: G protein-coupled receptor activity. The record is from RefSeq and is a predicted model, not a curated record. Bases 1 to 1497 code for a protein of 498 amino acids. Gene Ontology annotation, cellular component: membrane.